Siniperca chuatsi (mandarin fish) is the source of this 6539-nucleotide messenger RNA. It is a transcript of the gene ppp1r15b, whose product is annotated as protein phosphatase 1 regulatory subunit 15B. The transcript is spliced from 2 exons. Gene Ontology annotation, biological process: response to endoplasmic reticulum stress. Gene Ontology annotation, molecular function: protein phosphatase regulator activity. The coding region runs from base 1490 to 3685 and encodes 731 amino acids. Gene Ontology annotation, cellular component: protein phosphatase type 1 complex; endoplasmic reticulum. Lineage: Eukaryota; Metazoa; Chordata; Actinopteri; Centrarchiformes; Sinipercidae. The record is from RefSeq and is a predicted model, not a curated record.
GGCUGAUUACCUUCACCUGGACUUGAUUUGACAUUUGGAGGAUUUCAGAGUGUUUCACAAAAAGCAAAGACUAGAGAAAUGUACCAACAUGAUGAUGAUAGGCUAGUAAGGACCCCUCAGAUUCAUCCUGGGACUCCAUGUGGGGCCUGAACCCAAAGUUGGAAACCACUGCACUAAACCCUCAAACUGGGAAAUAAAAGGUUUAAGGGUUUUUUUUAAUUCAAGGGGACAGGAGCUUGUUUUGGUCAUUAUUUUUCUUCCCAAUGCAUGAAAGAAUAAGUCAAAAUUAAAAGUCAUUUUAUGUCUUUUUGUCUUGUUAUUCAAUAUACGGAUGACAAUAAGCUCAAUAAGCUAUUUUUAUUAUUAGUGUUAUACAUAGCUCCUAUAAUGUUUUUCACUAAGGGAAUAGAAGGCAGGAGCAGGCUGCUGCUUGACUCCUGGGAGGCUUUAAAAGCUAGAACACCUGGUGCAGGUUCAGCCCUGUGGGUCAAAGUAAGGGGCCGUGUGAGGGCCGCAGGCUGGUGAACACGUGGCCGCAGGAAGGGCUGCAGGCCUGGACUUUGAUUAUGCAACAGAGCAGCCGUGUGUACGUGCAGCUGCGGCACGCUCCCCGGGCCCCCGGUAACACCGCGACGCUCCCCGGGCCCCCGGUAACACCGCGACGCUCCCCGGGCCCCCGGUAACACCGCGACGCUCCCUGGCCGCGGCUUCCUAAAGGAAGGCGUUUGGCGACGGUCCCUUGACUUUCUGAUGAAAUCUCAAACGGAAGCGCAGAGACGGAAGCGACGCGGCGGUUAAACUUCUACUUUACAGGCUAACAGAAGCAGUAUUAACACUGGAAGGAGAUUAAAACUUGACCCGGACAACGGAGCCGACAGAGUGUGUUGUUUUUUUGUGGAUAUAAUCUCUUGAAUCUCUCGUCGCUCCGUGGUUUAAAAGAACCGCUAAGCUAGCUGCCCCUGCUAAGCUAACCCGCUAGCAUCACCGGCUGCCGUUGAAAGCCCGAGGAGACCUCCAGCCGCCGCCUUUCCCCGGACAUUAAAAGCAGACAAAAUGGCUCUCCUUUCAUCUUCAGACCUGGAUUUCUCCUCGUUCCGCGAUUCAAGUGUGUUUUGCCUUUCUCUGUACUCCAGCAGCGUCUUUACGAAACUCUCCACAAGAAAGAAGUCCAACCACCACUCUCAGCAAAGCGUGUCCGCCGCGCAGCGCGCCCACGUCAGGGACGGCGUUUCCUGGGUCCCGUCCGGCUGUGAGGGUCGGUGCCGGUCAGAGUAAAGACGAUGCUUCACUGAAACACUUUGCUUGUAUACAUGGAAAACGCCAUUAGCUGCUCGUGUUGACCUGGCUGGAGCCGCUGCAGCCCCCUACAGUUUGACAGCUGUCAAAUUAGCAGCUAAACUAUAAAGCAGCUGCCACUAACUUACCGAGUUGUCUCUGUCGCUCAGGUUAUGUCAGAUAAUUUCGAUUUUGCACUUUUGAGUUGAAGAAAAUGUUCAGAAGUAUGAGCGGCCAGGGACACUUAUCCGGCGGGCAGAGCUCGUCCACUCCGCCCCGGCAAGGAGUCGCCUCUCCCGGGCUGGACAGUCAGGAAAGCUCGUGGAUCGGCUUGCUGUCCGUGGUGUCCAGGCCUGCGCUGUCAUUUCUGCAAAAAUAUCUCCCGGGGCGGCCCCGAGCCCCGGCCCUGUCUGAUACCGGAGGCGGGUGGAUCAGUGGGGAUUUAAAAAACAGCUUUGUUGAUGAAGAAAGUGAGUUUUUAAGACAGCUGGACGACAUGAUGCCGCUAACGCAGCACCCGGCUCCUCACCUGACCUACCUGCGGUGUCAGCAGGACGCGGCCGCCGGCCUGCAGGAGCCGAGUGGCGGCAGCGCUUUAGCCUGGCUGACCGCUGAUUCUCUACGGGAAAUCGGGAUUCAAAGCGCAGAAGAAAUGGACUCAAGUCUCUGCCAGCAAUCUCAGAUUGGAUAUUUCUCUUCUGUCAGGACUUUCCUCAGCCAUGUUGGGGUGAGCUCGGUGUCAUCUCAGGAAAUGAAACCCGCCGGAGGGAAGGACUGGGUGAUGGAGGCGGUGGGUGCCUCAGUGAAGAGCAGCGGGGGCAAGAGCAGGACGUGGUGGGGCAGCUUCUGGGGCGGCGAGGAGAGCCCGCAGAAAGGGCUGUUGUCAGAUGUGUCCUGGGCUGAGGAGGGGACGGAGACAGGCCGGCUUUGUCCCCAACACCCGGUGGCUGGGACAAAAGCCCCCGCUGCCCAAACAACCGCCGUGUUUGUGCAGAGCGGCGGUAGGAGAUGGACGCUGGGAGAAAACACUGGACCGACUGACAACAAAGAGGAGCUGGCCAACAAUGGAGGCCUUCAAACAGUCCAGAACAUAGCGGGGUCCACGCCAGACUACCGGCUCACCAUCAGUAACCACCUGAGCAGUUCAGGAGCUGCCGCCGCCUGCAGCGAGGUGGCACUUCUGACCCCUGAUCAGGACAAUGGUUACUCCAGUCUGGAGGAGGAACACUUCCAGAUGUGCCACCUGUACAUGGCGAAAGCCCCGCGUGAAGACCGGCCACCGCAGGAGACGGGAUCGACUGAACCUAGUGCCGCUGUCGGGACAGAAAUGCAGGAAGAGGCUUCUGAGGAGGGAGGGUCUACGUCAGGAAAGGUAGACGAGGAAGAGGGGGCACAGGAAGAUGAGGAAGAACAGGAAGCAGCCGCCCAGGAGGGUCAGUGUGCGGAGGCGACGGCGCUCACCACCCCUCAGUGCCAGAAUAAAACCAUCGCCUUCAUCAUGGGCUGCCCCUGCAGUGACGACGACAGCAGCCAAUCAGACGGGGAGUCCAGUGACGACGACGACGGCUUCGACAGCGAGGGCUCGUCGGAUCUGUCCGACUCCACUGACGAAGACGACGAUGAAGACUCGGACAGCGAGGGAGACUCUGAGGCGGAGCGGCUCUGGAGCUCGUUGUGCCAAAGCCUGGACCCGUACAACCCCCGAAACUUCACCGCCCGCCUGCACACCAUUAGCACGCCGCCCAGGACCAUCCCCAGCGCCACGCCGCCCUCCUCCACCCAGUCCACCCCUGCCUCCUCCCCUGACCUCACCCCGCUCCCCCUCCCGCCCCUCACCUCCUCCUCCCCUCCCUCCGGCCACGACGUCUGGGACGACUCGACCUCGGCCAGCGAGGCGGACGAAGCAGAGAGUCUCCGCCUGUGGAGCUCCUUCAGCUCCUCCUCGGACCCCUACAGCCCCUUUAACUUCCAGGCCCCGCUCAGGACUCGAGAGCCGGUCAAGGCAGGGCCCCGGGCCAGGGCCAAGAAGGCCUCCCAGACUCCCUCUCACUCCCCCCGCCGUAACCCAGCAUCUCCACCUGAGUACAGGAAGGAGGAGGCUGAGGAGAGGCUGGACAGCGGCUUCUCUGAACCCUCCACCUCCUCCGGCUGCUCCACCUCCUCCACCUCACAGAGCUGCAGCAGCUCCAAGAAGGUUCGUUUCUGCGACGAUGUGGAGGAGUUCUUCGCCAGCUGUGGCGAGGAGGAGGAGGACCGGCGGGGCCCCUGGGAGGAGCUGGCCCGGGACCGCUGCCGAUUCCUGCGGCGCUGCCAGGAGGUGGAGCAGAGCAUCGCCUACUGCCUGCAGCCGCAGCACCGCAGCCUGGUGUCCCGGCGCCUCGCCGCCGUCCUCUACCUCCAGGACGCCUGAGGACGACCUCGUCGUUAAACGCCUGUCACGCUGAGGAAAUGAAAAGCUGCACUUUCAGACACUACAGAGACACACAGCUGCUGGACUCUGUAGACUUGUUUCUGACGUGGAUCAGACCGAGUCCACGUGUGUUUGUGUUUCUGCAGCUGCGACUAAUCCGACAUGAUUCAGGGCCGCUUCAUGACUGACUCGCUGAGUAAAACUGUGCUGGUUUGAAGGGCUUAACUUGUGGCUUCACUGUGAGUCGCCAGCGUGUUCUGCCUGAACAGCGUCGGGACAAAAGCCAAGUCUUUUUUAUUUCUUUUUAUUUUAUUUUAUUACAUUUUGCAGUCUUUGUGCUGAUGAUUGCGUCCCAGACACAGAAACAAGCUGCUGUUUUCAUCAGAAAUGAAGCCAGGAAAGAUCGGCGGCGUCGGCUGAUGAUGAAAGGAGGAAGAAAGACAGAAAAUAUGUUUGUGUUCCACCAAAUUCAGUUUAUUUCAUCACGAUUUCUGGUAAAAUACAGGAUUAUUUCACCACUUCAGGCCUCUGAAAAUCAUUCAAAUGAAACAAUCGACUCAAAUCCACAUUCAAUAAUAAUUUUCAUUAUUGAUUAAUCUACCAAAGAAUAAGGUAAUUAAUCCAUUGACCAUUUAUUGUCAGAAAAUAGUGUAAAAUGUUGUUUAAGUGACUCAGAGCAAAUUAUUAAUAUAGUUGUUGAUUAAUUUUGUCGAUUAAUCGUUGCGGCUCCAGUUAGUUUACGAUCAUAGAAGAAAACAGCAAAUGUUCACAUUUGAGAAAACUGAUUAAUCGAUUAUCAAAACGAUUGCAGGCUCGAUCCACCGAUCGAAUCGAUCCGCCUGAAAAACAGUGAGGCUUUUUUUUAUUUUUGAUGGCAGCAGCUUCUUUGUGCAACUCGGAUGUAAAAUCAAAGCGCGCUCGUUGGAAUCAAACCAGUAAACCGAUGGGAUGAAACCACGAAGCGGCUUGAGGAGUCAGGUGUGAAAUCUGUUCAGUAUUUCUAUUUGCUGUUUGCAGCCGAAGCUUUUCGUUUGGUCCCGUUUUUCUUUAAAGCCAAAGAUCGCUGAGUGAGUGAGAGGAAGCUCAAAGUGUUGGAAUCUGAUUGAUUUGCAUGAAUUUAUCUCAUUAAUGUAGAAAAUGUUCCUCUAACUGCUCAGACUGUCUCACAUAAUCACCGAUAAUCAAUACACAGUAGAUCACUGAGAACUGGUGUCCGUCCCUUUUAAUGAAUCGUCUCUGACUGUUGAACUGAACGUCUCAGACUUCAGCCGGCAAACGUUGCUCUGCUUCUCCACGCAGCGCCGCCUGAACUCUGUCGCGACUUUGAGCAAAAUAAAAAGACCGACAAACGUUUUAGAACAAAAAGUUUGGUGAUUGAAGUUUGGAGCUGCGCCUGUCGGCAGACAUCUUGUUGCUCGCCAGGUUUCAGUUACUGCCGAUAUGUUGGAGUAUUACUGAGUAUUAUAUACGGCUCUGUCAUGUCACCGUUAUUUAUUCAUCGUUUAAACAUUCACCUUCUUAGUCGACUAAUAACUGUAGGAUGAGCCGGUUUAUUUGAACAUCAGCCUCAUUGUUCCUCCUCAGACGCGUCGAGCAGCAGGCGGUCUCGUGAUAUUUCUGGGUAUUUAAUUGGUUUAAUGGACUCGGGAGGAGGUGCUUCUGUUGAUCACAUAUUGAUUUGUUAUUAAGACCAUCGUGUGGAGAGAGGCUGUACGGAGCGACAGGGAAAUAGAGCUGCAGCUAACAAGUUUCAUUGUCCAACAAUCUGCCCGUUACUGACUUGAGUUUUGUCUAUAAAAUGGGGGAAAAAACGCUAUUAAAAUUGCACAGAGCCCAAAAGCCAAAGAGAUUCGGUUUACUGUGAUGAUAAAACAUCUGAGACGUAUGAGAAACCGAACUAAACUGGACCUUCGACUCUUCGUUGACGAUUGAUGCUGAGGUCACAGUGACGGUGUUCAGUUCAACAAACAGGAAGUUCAAGGCGUGUGAACUGUGAGGAGGGAUGGGACGAUACACGAUUUGAUCGCAGAUCGGGAUAAAAAAAAAAACACGAGAAGUUCAUCGUGAAAAUCCUCACGAGUGACUUGAAAAGCCCAAAACCAGUUAGACUUUAUUUUUGUUAAAGGGUAAAUCCUGUAUUUUAUAUACUGAUACCGUUUGACAUCCUGGAGCCGGAUUUAAAAAAUAGAGGAAUUAUCACGUAAGAAAGAACAGACUCACACAAUGUUCCUGUUUUUUUUAUUGAUUUAUUUAUCCUUUAUUGGUGCAGGGGGACCUUGUGAUUUAUGACGACCUUGUUUAAGAUUGAUUUCCACUAAAAGGGCGUGUGUCCUCUCUGUGAUGCCAUACAAAUAUUCCUUAACAAAAUGUAAAGUGAUUCCAGCAUGUUUUAGUGCCGUUCUAAGCGUAUUAUCGGGGUAAUAUCGUGAAUCUCCAGUAUUUUGGCCAGGAUAAUCGGGACAUGAAGUUGUCGUGUCGUGCCAUGCCGACUCCUGAGAGUGAAACGUUGGGUCUCCUACAGCAGCGACAGUCAUUAACAGACAGAAACACGUGGACUGAAGGAACUGGGUAUUUCAUGUUUGUCGCUGCACGGUGUUGAAUUAACCGGAGUCGUGUUUCUGUCAGAUGAUGUUUUUGUGACUAAAAAUUAUAAAUCAGACGCCACAUUUGAAUUAAAGCUCGUGCGCAGGAGGUGGACGUCCGGAGGAAACUACAGAUGAAUCUUUGCUGUUAUUUUAGUCCAAAAUGCUUUUUAUUUUUCUAAUGCAUCGAUUGUUUGGUCGGUUACUCGUUCUGCUUAAUCAUUUCCUCACAAGUAAAUAUGACAAUUGAAUAUUAAAUCAAUAUUUAAUGA